Messenger RNA from Lasiosphaeria miniovina, 960 nucleotides. RefSeq lists its product as uncharacterized. Bases 1 to 960 code for a protein of 319 amino acids. The record is from RefSeq and is a predicted model, not a curated record. The transcript has 2 exons. NCBI's taxonomy places the organism in Eukaryota, Fungi, Ascomycota, Sordariomycetes, Sordariales, Lasiosphaeriaceae.
AUGCCUUUCCAGCUCUCGCUGCUGCACCUCUCGGCUCUCGCCAUCCUCGUCCUCUCCUCGGCCCUCUUCAGCCAGGGUAGGUUGGCCGUGGCCCCGGCCAUCUGUGCAUCGCACGAUCUCCCGAAUCCGCUGGCAGAGCUGUUUCCGAACAAUGCCACGGGCGUUCUCAAUGCCACGCUGGCCAUCAUCCCCAUCCCAUUGGACAUGGCCCGCCGCCUGAUUCCGCCCCAGUACGGCAUCCUCGAACGGGCAUACCGCGCCCUGCUGCCCGACUUCCCCGAGGCCAUGUACCCCGUCCUGGUGCAAGCCGCGCAUGACCACGAUGUUCAGUUCCGGGCGUACGGCAUUACGAUAGAUGACUUCUCACGCGUUGGAUUCGAGUUCCCGUUCCUAGACCUCUUGGGAGACGGCUACUCGUCGUUCCGCUGGGCCCCUGCCCAGCUCAUCAGUGCCACCAACCCUAUCGCCCUAGAGGGCUCCCGUGCAUACGGCACAGUAGUCUCUCCUGCCGAGUACGAGCCGGUAUGCGAUGCCUACAGCGUGCUGGCCAGCGGGGCCACCUACUUCAAAGGAUCGAGUCUGGAGUCUUCAGAGUUCUUCGAGGUCGAGAUGGCACCAGUCCACCACCCGGCCUUUAACCCGUACCCUCUCGAGCUUUUUAAAAACAUCACGAACCAGCCGACGUUUGCGAAUGCGACGACGUGUGACAAUAUGAUUCGCCUCUUCAACACGUCCAUGACGACAGGCGGGCAUGCGCCAGUCGCCGUGCAUGGGAGGGUGAGGGCCAACACGUUUCCCUUCGGCAAGGCCGCCAGGGAGUGGACCGGCGUGUACGGGGUGCAGGUGGCGACCCCGUUCAUCGAGAACAACUAUCUCGACUGCCAGACGAUGCAAGGCUAUGCCGGCACCGGGGGUCCAGGCGACUCUUAUACGAGCACCAAGACCAGCGAUGAUUUAUGA